Messenger RNA from Umbelopsis ramanniana AG, 2121 nucleotides. RefSeq lists its product as uncharacterized. NCBI's taxonomy places the organism in Eukaryota, Fungi, Mucoromycota, Umbelopsidomycetes, Umbelopsidales, Umbelopsidaceae. The record is from RefSeq and is a predicted model, not a curated record. Bases 15 to 2003 code for a protein of 662 amino acids. Gene Ontology annotation, cellular component: fungal-type vacuole membrane; cytoplasm. Gene Ontology annotation, biological process: autophagy; endosomal vesicle fusion; intracellular protein transport. The transcript is spliced from 9 exons.
GUUUAACACCAGAAAUGGGCCAGAUCUUUUUAUUAAUCGAUCCCAUCAAAAAUAUUACUGCAGGUUACUCAUAUCCAUAUGUAGUGGCAAUCCUCGCCAAAACAGUCGAAGUCCGAAAUAUCCAAACUCAAGCUCUAGUACAGCAGAUCGAAUUAGCCAAUGCUAAAAUUUUGAACCAAGGAAAGCUGUUGUAUAUUGCCAGUGGAUCCCAGAUAUGGCGUCUUACACCUUACAGUCUCGCUGCGCAAGUCGAUCAAUUGGUAGAGAUGUUCGAAUACAAGGAAGCUGUCAGUCUCUUGGACCAAAUGGAGCCGAUUUUACUGGAAAACAAAGCUGACAAGGUGAAGAAAAUCAAAAUGAUGUAUGCCAAUGACCUGUUUAAACGCGGUCAAUACGAUACGGCCGUGACCAUGUUUCAAGAACUAGAGGCAGAUCCUCAAACCGUCAUAUCGCUGUACCCUGAGGACAUUGCGGGCGAUAUGCACUUGGAGGAUACGAUUCAGGCAGGUGAAGUGGAGCUGGCAGACGAACAAGUUCCUAGACCAGACAUUGCGCAACCUGUGGUGGAUGCAGCAGUGGCAUCGGCUGCAGCAUCGAUAAAGAGUUCAACGGAGUCUGCACGUCAUUCUCCCAAACCCAGCGAAUACGUACCCCUAACUGGCCAACACUUGACAGAAGCCGUUUCCUAUCUGAUCCGGUUUUUGACCGAUAGACGCCAAAAGCUUACGAAAGCGCUUAACAAACAACAAGAUGAUGAACGACACACCUUGUUGCAUAUGGCCACUCAAGUAGACACGGCGUUGCUGAAGGCGUACAUGAUGAACAACGAUGCCUUGGUCGGUCCCCUCGUUCGAGUUCCCAACCACUGUGAUGUUGAGGAAUGCGAAAAGCUACUGCGGGAGAAAAAGAAAUUCAAAGAAUUAGUUGACUUUUACAAUUGUAAAGGGCUUCAUGAUCAAGCGCUUGAAGUUUUGCGAGAUCUUGGGAAGAACGAAACCGGUCCACUCCACGGUGUUUCUCAAACCGUUCUUUACUUACAACAAUUGGACAUCGAUCACUUUGACCUCAUUCUCAAAUAUUCUGCUUGGGUGUUUGAGAACGAUCCUGAGCAAGGGAUGCGGAUUUUUAUAGAUGAUAUGGUAGAGGACAAUAUUUAUCCAAGGGAUAAAGUUCUGGAGCACCUUGAGAAGAUCUCUUCUGAUCUCGCUAUCGAGUACUUGGAAUACAUUAUCCAUGAAUUAGGCGAUACCACCCCUGAAUUCCACAACAAACUCAUUUUGGCCUAUCUUCAAAAGUUGAAGGCUAUGCCACGGAACACGACUGAGCAACAGGCUUAUGGUGAAGAACGUGUCCGAUUGCAAGUGUUCAUGACGACCAGCAUAACCUACAAAGCCGAAAAGAUCCUAUCUCGUUUACCGUACGACGAUCUAUAUGAGGAAAAAGCAAUCUUAUUAAGUCGAAUUGGGCAGCAUGACCAAGCGCUGAAUAUCUAUGUCUACAAGCUGAAGAACUAUCGAAUGGCAGAAGACUACUGUAGCAAAAUUUACUAUGAAGAUCCUGAACAGGGUCAUCGAAUGUUCUUGGCGCUACUACGUGUGUAUCUACAGCCAUCUAGCGGAGGGUCUCCUUUAAUUGAGCCGGCAUUGGAAUUGCUGGCAAGACAUGGCUCGCAAAUAAACGUUUCGGAGGUCUUAUCAACCUUACCGUCUGAGACACAUCUCAAAGGAUUGUAUCCGUUCUUUGAAAAGUCUAUUCGUGAAAGCAAUAGGGUUCACUAUGAAAACAUGAUUGUCAAAAAUCUGCUUAAAGCAGAGCAACUACAGGUUCAGGAGAAAAUGACCUUUUACCGAUCAAGGAGUAUCCGCAUAUCAGAAGAUAGAAUGUGCCCACAGUGCAACAAGAGGAUCGGCAACAGUGUGUUCGCCGUUUUCCCAAAUGGUGCCGUUGUUCACUAUUUUUGUAAAGAGAAAAUGGAACAGCAAAGAUGGAAACUCGGCCACUAAGCAAGAUAAUGACCAUGCACGUUCCUUCACGUCUUUUUUUAAUUUAAACGGCAGCCUUUAUGAAUAAUAAUAAUAAAAAAAAAAGAAGUGAAGUUCCUACCUUUUUCAACAAGCUACA